UUGAGGUUAUGUGUCAGUACGAAAUAAUUCCUUAACGCAGCGUGUUAUUGUUCUGCACUGAAUAUUGAAAUAAUAAUUAUUUAGGUUUUCAUAUCUGCUCUCAUAAUAUGAUGGCUGUGAAUUCUCUUGCGGGGCAACCAUCCUUAUACGCGAAAAUCGUGGGGAUGUUUCCACAGAACCUGUCGUUCGCAUUUGCUUAUGGUUCAGGCGUUAUGAAGCAAAGUGGAGCCAGUCGCAAGUCAAAAAAUAUGAUUGAUCUUAUUUUUGCUGUGGAUAGUUCAUCCCUUUGGCAUGCAGAAAAUAUACGAAGAAACCCGAAACAUUAUUCUCAUUUAAAGUGGUUCGGACACAAUUUUGUCGCGAAUUUCCAAGAACACUGGGGAGCUAGGGUGUAUUUCAAUACUUUAGUGCCAGUAGAAGGACGCCUCCAUAAGCCAGUUGUAAUACUAAAACAAGCUACAAACUCCCAUUUGCGCUCAGCAUUGCAUCAAAAUCUGUACAGUGCUGUCCACGCUGCUUUACUCAUUCUUCCAGAAACGUUUACGGAAACUGAUUUUUAUCGGUGUAUUGCUGGAUUGUCGUAUUCUGGUGACUUUCGUAUGACAUUUGGGGAAGACAAGAAUAAAGUUGUCAACAUAGUUGCCCCGCAAGUGGAAGCUUUCAGGAGUCUUUAUGCACCUGUUGUAAAAUCCCUUCAAGAUUACAUGCACAUGCCAGUUCUAAUUGGUGAAGGCGAAUGCUGUUGCCAGGAUAUUAGCCCAAGUGCCCGAAUGUAUCAUCUUAAUCAGCUUCCCAGAACGCCCCAAAGAGCAGUAGUGAGAUUUUGGAAUACUAGGGGUCCACGCCGCCUUCGUCAGGAUACGGAAGAUACUUUAAGAGCCAUUUCUCAUGACCCUGAAUGUGGGAACGUAGUAGAAACAUGCAUACGGAAAAUUGUAUGGAAUUCCAGUGUAAAACAAAGUGUAAAGGGCAUUGCUACAGCAGGUCUAAUAAAAUCCAUCGUUUACAGUUGGAAAAAAAUUAAAAAGAUGUUGAAGGCAAGUUCUUGGAAGUCUAAGAAUUAAAGAUUAACGAUUGUCAAAUACGUCGUACUUUGUUAACAAGGGCUGUAGGCAGUAUAAUUGUUAUGUACAAGUUAAAGUGCUUGUAGUAUUUUCAAAUUGUAUUAUGAAUUCAAGCCUAAACAUUAUGCUACAAGAUUACAGCUAUG
Schistocerca nitens (vagrant locust) is the source of this 1210-nucleotide messenger RNA. RefSeq names its product phosphatidate cytidylyltransferase, mitochondrial. NCBI's taxonomy places the organism in Eukaryota, Metazoa, Arthropoda, Insecta, Orthoptera, Acrididae. The coding region runs from base 108 to 1064 and encodes 318 amino acids. Gene Ontology annotation, biological process: cardiolipin biosynthetic process; CDP-diacylglycerol biosynthetic process. Gene Ontology annotation, molecular function: phosphatidate cytidylyltransferase activity. The record is from RefSeq and is a predicted model, not a curated record. Gene Ontology annotation, cellular component: mitochondrion. The transcript is spliced from 2 exons.